Amphimedon queenslandica is the source of this 2486-nucleotide messenger RNA. RefSeq lists its product as uncharacterized. The record is from RefSeq and is a predicted model, not a curated record. The transcript is spliced from 6 exons. Gene Ontology annotation, biological process: nucleocytoplasmic transport; activation of GTPase activity. Gene Ontology annotation, molecular function: GTPase activator activity; small GTPase binding. Gene Ontology annotation, cellular component: cytosol; nucleus; perinuclear region of cytoplasm. NCBI's taxonomy places the organism in Eukaryota, Metazoa, Porifera, Demospongiae, Haplosclerida, Niphatidae. Bases 78 to 2486 code for a protein of 802 amino acids.
CCAAUGAUGUACACAGUACUGCUACUGGUACAAACAAGCCAUUGAUAGGAGGUCCUCCACUCUCUAUUAUCGCAUUAAUGGGUAUACCAGAUGAUAGACCAAAAGUAUCUGAAUUGAUAGAGUUUCAUGAAUUAUUGAUCAAAGGACAACUGGAGGAGUCUCUACCACUGCUUGAUGCUGAUACUAUAAGAAAGAUUAGAAAUGCUAUUAAUGAUCAUGAAGGAAUGUCUCUUCUUAUAAGAGCAUUUGAAGAACAUCCAACACUGCUACAUGAAAUGAGAGUAGCCACUGGAAAAAUAAAAGGUUCAUCACAGAAGACACUAAAGUCUUCUCCCCCAGUAGCACCUAAACCAAGAUCAUUAUCACAAAGUGGACAAUCUCAACCAGUGUCAACAGCAAAAAAACAGCGACCACUUUCACAAACCACACAACCUCCACCAACAGCACCUAAACCACACCGACCAUCAAUAACUAAAAAACCUCCACCAACAGCACCUAAGCCAAGUCAAUCUCAAGAUUCAUCAUCAGCUCCACAUGAUCCAACAGCAACAGUACUGCUAGAUGAAGAGGGGAAGAAAGAACCAUCAUCAUUCAAACCAAUGGAAGGAUCAAUGUCACCAGAAUACAUUACAAUGAAAGAGAUGUUAGCUGAUCUUGUUGAUCUGUUGGCAGGAAAUGCUCCAGUUAUUUCGCGAUUAAAUAAUCAUCUCUUUUCUCUUGCUGUCAUACCUCAAGAUGUACACAAUGCUGUUGCUAAUCCUUAUCCUACUCCAAAUGAAAGAGCUACUCGACUCAUCAAUUCAUUAUUAACUAUCAUACAAGCUCAUUCUGAUCCUAACAGUGUGUUUUCUUUUCUCAUUAUGUCACUACAGAAAGUAGGACUAAAUAACAUGGCAUCGAAACUAAUGGAAAAACUAAAAAUGAAAUGUGGUCAUGUUGAUCCUAAUCUAGAGCAGCAACCAUCAGUCAGUGAGGGACUACUUCAACCAGUGGAUGUCACUGCACAAUCUCACACGCCACAACCAACAAUCGCUGGAUCACAAUCAUCUACUCCUACUGUCAUUGAGCUCAGUUCAAAGAGUGAAGUUGCUGCCAAUAUGAAAAGUCUUCAUUCUCGUUUUGCGUCUCUCAAUGCUAAAAUGAGAGGUGAAAUUGUGAAAAUUGUGCAAAAAGGUGAAGUUGAGUUUAUAGAUAUAGCUAGGAGUGCAGCAGCUUAUUUAAGCAUUGAAGUAUCCAGUUUAAAGUAUGGCAAUGUUGACGAAUUAUUUGAUUCUCUUAAGCCUCAUUAUGAUUUCUUUAACUGUGAUGGUGUACUUAAACACUUGACAGACACUUACCUUUCAAAUACACAAACUGAACUAACUGAAUACAUUGAUAGUGUUGAUGAAUUUUCAGAAUCAUCACAAUUGAAGCACAUACGAUCAGUUAUUGAUAAAGAAGCUCCAUUUUUAGAUUCGCCAACUACUAAACCAAUCGUUAUCAAACUAAAUGGACGAUGGGACGAAAUGACAAUCAAGAACUUUAAAAGCGUUCUUCAGUAUUAUUUUGAGCCAGAAAUCAAAAAUCUUUUUAGUCACAUUUCCAUCAAGAAAGGCUCGGUUGUCAUUACACUGUUAAUACCAACCUCACUAUCACAGUCUCUUAUUGAUGCUAUCAAUAACAAAACAAACUCAAUGAGUAGAUUAGGAAUGUUGGAAGUUGCUGUUGGCAAUAAAGUGAUUCCUAUCAAAAGAAAAGACGAUAACAAUUUUGACGUUUCGCUCCAUGAAUCAGUUAAAGCUGGUGAUAGUUUUGAAGUAUCAAUGCUACUGCAGUUAGGAGCUGAUCCUAACAGUAAAGAUGAGAGAGGAAAGAGUGCAGUAGAGAUAGCUAAGGAAGGAGGACACACUCAAAUAAAGGAAAUACUAUUAACUGGUGGAGGAGAAGAGACUGGAGAGGUGAAGUGGACCUGGUAUGAUGUAUCCCUCACUAAACCAUCAGCAGGUCAAUGUCAGGAAGUGAUCAGUCAAUUAACGGACAGUCAUCAGAACAUUUACCUCUAUCACUCAUCACCUGAUAUUGUAUACCUAUUGAUGUCACUAGCACUAGACAUAAAAACAAUAAAGAUAAUUCGUAUACAUAACACUAAAAUAACAAAAGAUGUCAUCCUCUUACUGUCACACAAAAUAACAAACAACACUUCAUUAGAGACACUAUGGAUCAGUCCUGAUUCCAUCAAUGAUGAUGGAGUCAUUGCACUAACACAAUCAUUAAUUAAUAAUAAAACAAUUACUUACUUAUAUCUUCAAGACAAUCCUGACAUCACUUCAACCAGUGCUCAGUCACUAGCUAAACUUUUACUCUACAACCACACACUAUCUGCCCUUUCUCUCUACCAUACUAACAUUGAUACUGAUGGAGUACUGGUACUGAUGGAAUCUCUCAGGACCAAUAAUACACUAAGGAUACUAGCUCUAGACAAUAAACAUAAACAAACUUUUUAUUAA